AUCCGGUGUCUCCCCUCGCACAGUCUCGCAUCUCGACAUCUCGAUCCCCCGGACGCUUUUGUAUACGCGAUCAAAUAAACGAUGCCCAUUAUUGGAUGCACCAAGGAGGACAACUGCAGGAGAGACGCAUUUCUGAGAUCUAGAUUGGCGAAUUCCGAACAACGCGCCGCAGGGAAACCACAUGAAGAAGGGAGUAAGGGGAGUAAUUCGAAAAAGCUCGAGAAGGAGAAGAAGAUGAACGAGAAGGAAGAGGAGGUAGCGGCGGUUUUAUCCGGCGUCCCCGUGAACCCGGAUUCGCCUGGAAAUCCCAACGCGCGUCACGCAACCGGAGGUAAACACCUGGGCGAGCGAGCAGCUGCUGCGGAGCCGUCCGCAGUUGCGCAGAAGGAUCGCGUCGAGAUCCCGCGAACGGCGACGAGCGUUCCCGAGACACUUGUCCAGGCUGGCGGACAAGCCGAUGUCCCAGAACCGUCGGUCGGCGGUCGGGAAACGGGAUUCGAGAAUCAACGGGCACCUCGGGAAAUCCCGGACAACGGAGCUCCGUGGGAGCCGAGAGACGAUGCGGUCUGAAGGCAGCCCGCCGUCGAGCAGGGCAAAAAGCCGAAAGGAAAAUUAACGCUUUAACGCUAACUCGGUAUUCUCUCUGCCGCUUCGACGACCUCAGGCGAGCUGAGGCGAGCCGAGGCGAGCGGGACUCCUUAACUCGCCGGAUGAUCGAGGUUCCCACUUGAGUUUCAAAUAACUUACCUUCCUUUUAACCCUUCUCUCCGUUUGCUUAUUUGUUUCCCUUCUCUUGUAGCGAGCCACGGAAUUACGAGGCGCUCGCGUAAUACGGCAAAUCCCAACGUAACGAUUCGGUCCGCGGCCCCGUACAUGCUAAUCUCCUAAUUAAAACGUGAAGUUAGAUUAGACCCCCGGUCUCCUUGUUUUUACUUUUGCUAC
This is a messenger RNA of Harpegnathos saltator (Jerdon's jumping ant), 942 nucleotides long. RefSeq lists its product as uncharacterized. The record is from RefSeq and is a predicted model, not a curated record. Bases 82 to 570 code for a protein of 162 amino acids. The transcript has 2 exons. Lineage: Eukaryota; Metazoa; Arthropoda; Insecta; Hymenoptera; Formicidae.